Molecule: messenger RNA, 544 nt
Organism: Cyclopterus lumpus (lumpfish)
Lineage: Eukaryota; Metazoa; Chordata; Actinopteri; Perciformes; Cyclopteridae
Product: UDP-glucose:glycoprotein glucosyltransferase 1-like
Exons: 4
Coding region: 136-429 (97 amino acids)
Cellular component (GO): endoplasmic reticulum
Molecular function (GO): UDP-glucose:glycoprotein glucosyltransferase activity
Source: RefSeq, a predicted model, not a curated record
ACCAGCGCUCUGUAUGUAGUAGAUUUAAAGAAGUUUAGAAAAAUUGCGGCUGGAGACAGAUUACGAGGCCAGUACCAAGCCCUGAGCCAAGACCCCAACAGUCUGUCCAACCUGGACCAGGACCUUCCCAACAACAUGAUCCACCAGGUUGCCAUCAAGUCUCUUCCACAGGAGUGGAUGUGGUGUGAGACCUGGUGCGAUGACACCUCCAAAGUCUCGGCUAAGACCAUAGACCUGUGCAAUAACCCAAAGACCAAGGAGCCCAAGCUAACGGCCGCAGCCAGGAUUGUGCCCGAGUGGGUUGAAUACGACAACGAGAUAAAGCAGCUCCUGGGACGGGUGCAGGAACAGGAAGACACGGCAACACAAAAACAGACUCCUUCUCCCUCACAGCAUGACAAAGGAGACGACAGACGUGAUGAACUUUAGUGCCUGGCAGCAUCGCUCUGAGGAGGAAGGAGGCAGGAGGCAGCAUUGUUCUAAGGAGGCAGGAGGCAGCAUUGUUCUAAGGAGGCAGGAGGCAGCAUCGUUCUAAGGAGGCAGG